This is a messenger RNA of Chaetomium globosum CBS 148.51, 564 nucleotides long. RefSeq lists its product as uncharacterized. The coding region runs from base 1 to 564 and encodes 187 amino acids. The transcript has 2 exons. NCBI's taxonomy places the organism in Eukaryota, Fungi, Ascomycota, Sordariomycetes, Sordariales, Chaetomiaceae. The record is from RefSeq and is a predicted model, not a curated record.
AUGGCGAUAGGCCCACCUGGUGGCGGUGGAGAAGAAGCUGAGGACCCAGAGCUAUGCCCUGUCGAGGAUCGUGGCAAAGACAUGGGGGAUGGGGCUAGCCAAAGCGCGAGAAGUGUACAAAAAGUGCAUCCGGUCGGCGCUGGCCUAUGGCGCAUCAUCGUUUCACAUCCCCCACGGAUGUGGGAGGCGAAGCCGGUAAAGAAAGGCAUCACUAAGGCCCUCGAGAAGGCCCAGAACAAGAGCUUGCGGAUUGUGGCGGGAGCCUUUAAGUCUACCCCCAUCCGUAACCUCGAGACAGAGACAUGGAUACCACCAUUAGACUUGUACCUAAACAAACGGCUUGCCGAUUUCGAAAACCGACUCCAACGACCCGAUCUGGACGACGGUCGAGGCGGCAAGAAGACGGCGGCGAGCGUUGUCCUCACCGCCUGCCGCAAGAUUCAGCAGAGACUCAGCUCGAGGAGGGGCAACAGGGGCCGACCGCGAACCUUUGGGACCUCAAGGGCCUACGGCGGUGGAGAGAGCCGCGGGCACGGUCAUGCGCUGGACGGGGGGAACCGUUGA